AUGAAGGGCAAAGUUUUGGGCUUAGCGCGGCUAGGCUUAAUACUGCUGCAGUCUUCAUUUGUGCUCAGUCGAAUCGCUUUCGAGAAGCUCACAGAUGUUGACUUUUCGGGUACUGCGUACUAUACAGUACGCAACUUGUCGCUGUAUGAGUGUCACGGCUGGUGCAGGGAAGAGCCGGAUUGUCAGGCGGCAGCAUUCAGUUUUGUGCUCAACCCCUUAACCCCCGUGCAAGAAACACGCUGCUUACUCCAGAAUGAUACUCAAGCAAAUAACCCCAUGGCCACACCACAGCGCUCCGUUAACACGUACUACAUGGUGAAACUUCAAGUGAGAUCGGAAGGUGUCUGCUUGCGGCCUUGGGCAUUCGAAAGGGUGCCAGGCAAGUCGCUCCGGGGGCUGGACAAUAGCAUAAUCUACACCUCCACUAAAGAGGCCUGCCUCGCUGCCUGCCUCAAUGAGAAAAAGUUCCCAUGUCGAUCAGCGGAGUAUGAAUACGGAAGUAUGAGAUGCGCACUCAGCGAUUCCGAUCGACGCACUGCGCAGCCGUUCGUCCAACUCGUUGAUACGCCCGGGGCUGAUUAUUUUGAGAAUUUGUGCCUGAAGGCGUCGCAAGCGUGCAAAGGAUCGAGGAUAUUUACCGCUCCGCGUGUGGGAGUCGCCGAGGAUAAAGUGGCGCAGUACGCUGGUUUGCACUACUACACGGACAAGGAGCUGCAGGUGACAUCAGAGUCAGCCUGCAGGCUCGCUUGUGAAAUAGAAUCCGAGUUCCUAUGUCGCUCCUUUUUGUACCUCGGUGCGCCGCAUUCGGCAACAUACAACUGCCGUCUUUAUCAUCUCGAUCACAACACGCUGCCAGACGGACCCUCAGCUUAUCUAAACGCCGAAAGACCGUUGAUCGAUGAUGGAGAACCUAUUGGAAAAUAUUUCGAGAACUUCUGUGAGAAGCCAGCUGCCAAUCCGAGUGGAGAACUGCCUGUCUCAAUAGAACACCAUCAAGAUACUAACAUGUCGAGUAACUUGACGAGAAAUGACGCCAAUUGUGACAAGACUGGAACCUGCUAUGACGUCUCCGUCCAUUGCAAAGAUACUAGAAUUGCCGUGCAAGUCCGUACGAACAAGCCUUUCAACGGAAGGAUCUACGCAUUGGGUCGUUCGGAAACAUGCAACAUAGAUGUGGUUAACAGCGAUCUAUUCAGAUUAGAUCUUACAAUGGCGGGACAGGAUUGUAAUACCCAGAGUGUAACUGGAGUAUAUUCCAACACCGUCGUACUCCAGCACCACAGCGUGGUCAUGACGAAGGCUGACAAGAUCUACAAAGUGAAGUGCACAUACGACAUGAGUUCAAAGAAUAUCACAUUUGGAAUGGUGCCCAUCAGAGACCCAGAGAUGAUUUCUAUCACUGCGGCUCCUGAAGCCCCACCACCACGCAUCCGCAUCCUGGACAGCCGCCAGCACGAGGUGGAAACCGUCCGUAUUGGAGACAAGCUCACCUUCCGCAUCGAAAUACCGGAGGACACUCCUUAUGGCAUCUUUGCUCGCAGCUGUGUUGCAAUGGCAAAGGAUUCAAAAAGCACUUUCCAGAUCAUCGACGAUGAAGGAUGUCCAGUUGAUCCAUCGAUAUUCCCAGCCUUCAUUCCCGAUGGAAACGCGCUUCAAUCUGUGUACGAAGCCUUCAGGUUUACGGAAUCCUAUGGUGUUAUUUUCCAGUGCAAUGUGAAAUACUGUCUUGGUCCGUGUGAGCCAGCUGUUUGCGAAUGGGGUAGAGAAUCAAUUGAGUCUUGGGGAAGAAAGAAGCGUUCGUUGCCUCACAACGAGACAGGUGAAGCUCACGGUCAGGAAGAAGAUAUGAACAUAUCUCAAGAGAUCCUCGUCCUCGACUUUGGAGAUGAGCGACAGAGCACCGAUUUCCUUCGUUCAGAUAAGCCUGGUGGAACUGCAAGUGAAACUAACUUUGGAGAGAAAACAGUGACAAUUGUAGAGCCGUGUCCCAGCAAAUCGUCGGUGUUGCUGCUCGGCGUCGCGUGCGCGCUGCUUGUUCUGCUAUACAUCGCCACUAUCUUCUGCUACUAUAUGCGGAAGUGGCUUGCACCACCCAAGCAUAUGUCAUAAUUUCUAUAAAAUUACAAAUAUGUGGUAUACAAGUAUUUUGUAACGUUCCAACGCUUUUUUUUACUAAGGAACUUGUGAUACAAAUGACUGAUUCGAAAUUCCACGAUGUCACGUUCACGUCAUUAUAUCCGUCCGUUUUAAGCUAAGAAUCGUGGUGAAAAUUUUUCGUGUGUAAUAUAACCACCGCGUGUCUUGCAACUACCUGAUGGUAAUUGAUUGCAUUUAAAAGCAUUUAUUAAUUUUAAGUAGUUAUACGAAUAUAGGUACAACAUAUGGCUAAUACUAUUUUUUAUGCGAUGAUGCGUAUGUUAUGUAGACACAUCGAUUUUUAAUUUAGGAUAUAAUUAAGAUUUAGUAAUAAAUUCAGAAUUGCAUUUAUUAUUUGGUAAGCUAUUGCUAGGUCCGUUUUUUUUUUGUUUUUGGAAUAAUCCCCGAAAAUUUCAUCUCAUAUUUGGCCAAGGAUUUAAAGGGAUUAUUCUGAAUUUGAGCAAUUGGUCUAGUUGAGGAAUAAAUUGGCAGAAUUUUGGAUACGUAUUAAUUUUAAGUUGGAAUAUUUAACGUAAUUGUGCCCAUUUAUGUCUUGUAUUGAUGUUUUAGUAACUUUUACAUAUAACCUUUUUAGAAUGUCGUUUUGAAAAAAAAUCUUGUAAAUAUACUGUUAUCUGUCAGUUUAGGCGCUAACAGUUUUAUUUCUACUACUUGUUGAACUUUCAGUUGGGUUCUGUUGAAAUGUAACUUAGGCACAGAAUUGUAGUAUGUAUUUUCAUAUAUUUUUUUAAUAUUUGACAUGACAAUAACAAUAUUUCUCUUAACCCAACUUGAGAUUUCUUUUUUAUUUAUUUAGAAUUACUUAACACCUAUUUAUUUUUUAUUUUAUUUAAUAAAUGAAAUAAAUUUG
Molecule: messenger RNA, 3007 nt
Organism: Nymphalis io (European peacock)
Lineage: Eukaryota; Metazoa; Arthropoda; Insecta; Lepidoptera; Nymphalidae
Gene: tyn
Exons: 15
Coding region: 1-2109 (702 amino acids)
Source: RefSeq, a predicted model, not a curated record